Hibiscus syriacus is the source of this 614-nucleotide messenger RNA. RefSeq lists its product as uncharacterized. Gene Ontology annotation, biological process: regulation of DNA-templated transcription. The transcript is spliced from 3 exons. The record is from RefSeq and is a predicted model, not a curated record. Gene Ontology annotation, molecular function: sequence-specific DNA binding; DNA-binding transcription factor activity. The coding region runs from base 1 to 501 and encodes 166 amino acids. Lineage: Eukaryota; Viridiplantae; Streptophyta; Magnoliopsida; Malvales; Malvaceae. Gene Ontology annotation, cellular component: nucleus.
AUGGCUGCUAAUAAGCUACAAAGAAGAACAUCAAAGCUUCACCUUCUGCAAACUCCCGCAAACCCCAAAUCUGCUAAAAGGGGUUCCAUCUUCAAAAAUAUUCUCCGUUUUUACAAGCUCAAACUCAAGUUGGAACAACUACAAAGAGAGUGCCAGAUCCUCAGGGUUAUCAGAAACGAGUACAUCACUCUAUUGAACCAUAUACAAAUCCCAAAGGAGGUGAAAGUGGAGAAGAUUGGAGAACAGUUUGUGGUUAAAGUGAGCUGCUGCAACAGAGAAGGGGACAAGCUGGUGUCGAUUCUAGAGGCGUUUGAUGAACUUGGUCUGGAUGUUGUUCGAGCUAGUGUCUCUUGCGGCCAUUUGUUUUCCAUGGAAGUCAUUGCCGUUGCUCGAGGACAGCAAACAACUGGUAUCAGAGAUAUUAAACAUGCUGUUGUUAAGGCCAUUGAUGAAAAGCAAGGGUGGGAAGCUGGAGACGCUUGUAACAGAGGAGUUAAUUGAUUAAUGUUGUCAUGUGAUUGGAAUGUUAAUGUUUUGUAUCUAACAAAGUAACAAUCUUGCUACCUUCUCAAUAUUUUCUUUUUUAAUGGUAUGAAAGAGCCUGAAUUAUUUUC